AGUCAUAUUUCACCUGCUUAUUAUAAAAAGGUAGCCCGGAUGUCUUCUCAAUGUAAUGACGAACGUAUAUAAAUAUAAGUAAUAGUUUGUGUUAUUAGAUCAGAAUCAUCAAUUUAUUUUCCAGUUAAAAGAAGGAUAAGGAUAGACCACAAUGUUCAAAAUGGGACCUCCCUGUAUCAUACUGUUGAUUAGUGUGCUGUAUGUGAUUGUAAACGUAGAUUGCUAUCCCGGGUUUAGAAACAAGAUACCAAAUGGAUAUUUUGUCCCUUGUAAUUGUUCAAACCAUUCUGAAAUGGUCUGGAAAGCUGUUGGACAUUUUAGUUUAGAUGAAGGUACAGCCAAGAAAAAUCCGUUUGGAAUUGAUUUCCGAAAAAAUGGAAUGAAAUGGACACAAAGUUUUUGCAAAGGGGAUUCCGACGGAGAUGGGUUAUCAAAUGGAGAGGAACUAGGAGAUCCAAACUGUACCUGGGUAGAAGGACAAAUACCUGAUUAUGACGCUAUAGGACAUCCAGGUAUUUGUGAACCAAUAGGAAGUAAGUUCUGCAUAGACUUAGGACAGUUGUUUACAUGUGACUGUUUGGAACAGGGAAAAUUCUGUCCAAUUAACUUGGAUGAAAGAAAUUGAGUUGAAAAUAUGUGCUGAACAAAGACAUUUACUGACGAAUUUAAGUUUUCUAUUGCUUUUUCUAUGGCGAAUACAAUGUGUUUGAAAACUGGAUCAUUGAAACACAAUUAAGAGACGUUGUUUCAAAAGAACACAUUAAUCACGCUUCAAAUUGGAAAAAAUAGAAUAUGUAGAUAUAGGAAGAUGUGGUGUGAGUGCCAAUGAGACACGUUAAGAGUUUACUUCCAUACGAGAACUUGUAAAUGCUAGUCGUUUAUCAUCCGUCUAGCAAAGAAGGACGAAGAUUAUUUUUGAAUUUUCAAAAAGCAUGUCAUUAAUUUAAAAGAAAUUGGUUUUUUAGCGAAUCGUUUUGUAUCUAUGCUUUUCAAACCUAUCUGUAGACCUAUAUAAAGGAAUUAACCCAUCCACACUUUAGGGUAAAGAGUUCCUUAAGUUUAUCAAUUGGGAGGAAGAUCCAUUAGCUUUGCACGAAAUGUGCAUUUUAAAUACUCAUAUAUUUUUGUUUACAUACAUGUUUUGUAACUUUCUUUGGUGCUUUAUGUUUUAUUAAUGUAUAUAUUAUGUAAAUUUCAUUCAAUGUCAACAUUUUCAAAUGACAAUAAAAAUUUGAUCAAU
Mytilus trossulus (common blue mussel) is the source of this 1240-nucleotide messenger RNA. Its product is annotated as temptin-like. Lineage: Eukaryota; Metazoa; Mollusca; Bivalvia; Mytilida; Mytilidae. The record is from RefSeq and is a predicted model, not a curated record. The transcript is spliced from 4 exons. The coding region runs from base 152 to 625 and encodes 157 amino acids.